Messenger RNA from Triticum aestivum (bread wheat), 575 nucleotides. RefSeq names its product putative glutaredoxin-C2. Lineage: Eukaryota; Viridiplantae; Streptophyta; Magnoliopsida; Poales; Poaceae. The record is from RefSeq and is a predicted model, not a curated record. The coding region runs from base 140 to 454 and encodes 104 amino acids. The transcript has a single exon.
UUGGGUCAUCACCAUCAUCCACUCCAAGAAACCAGCAACCUACAUCAAGCUCAAGUGAAGUGAGCUGACCAGAAUAUAUCAAUCACAAAGCCUGAAGAACAACAGCAUACAGGCUAGCCACCAAUUCGCUCGAUCUCCAAUGGCGGAAAGAGUGACGAAGCUGGCGUCGCAGCGGGCGGUGGUGAUCUUCGGGGUGAGCAACUGCUGCAUGUGCCACGCGGUGAAGACGCUCUUCACGGAGCUGGGCGUGAGCUGGGUGGUGCACGAGCUGGACAAGGACCCCCGCGGGAAGGACGUCGAGAGGGCGCUCGCCGGCAUGGUCGGACGGAGCCCGCCCGUGCCUGCGGUCUUCAUCGGCGGCAGGCUCGUCGGCCCCACCGACAAGGUCAUGACGCUGCACCUCAGUGGCCAGCUGGUGCCGCUCCUCCGCCAGGCCGGCGCCCUUUGGCUCUGAACUGAAGAGUCAGGGACAGCAGUGGGCAGUGGCUGUGCGUGCGUGCAGUUAUGUGUGAUCGCUAGGGAUCAUAUAGUGCGUGCAGUGCGGCUACAUAAUUUUGGAAAGGUCAUCAAACAUA